This is a messenger RNA of Pseudozyma hubeiensis SY62, 351 nucleotides long. Its product is annotated as flavocytochrome b2 FMN-binding domain. Lineage: Eukaryota; Fungi; Basidiomycota; Ustilaginomycetes; Ustilaginales; Ustilaginaceae. The transcript is spliced from 2 exons. The record is from RefSeq and is a predicted model, not a curated record. Bases 1 to 351 code for a protein of 116 amino acids.
AUGUUGAGUCUGUGGAAAACGAAAGAUGUGAACUGUGCUCGCGAUCAGAUGUAUGUGAUGGAGCGGAAGGAAGAUGGUGUUCCACUAUGUGAGCAUAGAGGAAGAGGAGCCUGGAUCAGCGGAGCUUGGAAGGACGCAGCCAAAGAAAUUGAAUCUCCGAAGCGAUCAUCGUGCUUUCAUUGCCGUCCCCUCGUUAAUUCGCCGUUCUCACACGACCGCUCCCGGCAAGACAGCGUGGUUCUCCCUGCUUUACUUCGCUGUCGUGAUGGAGCCUAUGUCCGCAAUCGCAUCGCCACAUCGAAAGACCUCAUGCACCCAACCAGACAGAGAAAGGGCUCGCAAAUGUCAUAG